AUGUCAUCCGAGCGUCUUUUCAUUCCCAACUAUCCCUGGAGCAGAGCACUCGGCGGAGGUGGAUACGCCGCUACAUUCGACCACCUUUACCAGACCGCUGCUGUGGGAAAAGGAUUCGUAGCUAUCGGUACAGAUUCUGGCCAUCCCUCUGGUAUGACGUCCGCUUUCGACACUUCCUGGGCCCUCGACGCAGAUGGCAACAGCAAUACCCGUCUCAUCGAAGAUUGGGGAUUCAGAACAUUAGGGGAAAUGAGUGUGAUUGGAAAACACAUCGUCGAGGAAUACUAUAAUCGCUUGCCUGAUUAUGCGUACUUCACCGGCUGCUCAGGGGGAGGAAGACAAGGGUUGGUGUUGGCGCAGCGAUAUCCGAAAGCUUUCGAUGGCAUACUGGCUGCUGCACCGGCUAUCAAUCUCGAGACGUUUAUUCCUGCUGCGUAUUGGCCUACACAGGUGAUGCGUGAGUUAAAAGUCUACCCAGCUCCCUGCGAGAUUGAAGCGUUUACUGUUGCUGCGAUCCAGCAGUGCGACGCGCUCGAUGGAGAUGAAGAUGGAACUAUCUCGAUGCCAGAGUCUUGUCAUUUCGAAGCUUCGAGGCUGAUUGGCAAAGAGCUUUCUUGUGAUGGCGAGCAGAGGAGGUUUACAAAGGAAGCGGCGAUGAGCGUGCGGUAG
This is a messenger RNA of Aureobasidium pullulans EXF-150, 669 nucleotides long. Its product is annotated as tannase-domain-containing protein. Bases 1 to 669 code for a protein of 222 amino acids. The transcript is spliced from 2 exons. The record is from RefSeq and is a predicted model, not a curated record. NCBI's taxonomy places the organism in Eukaryota, Fungi, Ascomycota, Dothideomycetes, Dothideales, Saccotheciaceae.